CCGGUGCAAGGAUGUGACCGCUCUCCUCUCCCUUUUUUCUUCUUCCAAAUAUAAAGCGGCCCAAGUGAAACGUGUGGGAUUUCACCGCAAUCCUCCGAGCACCACUGGACUUCCUCUCUCUGAGAAGAUCUGUUCCUCAGGGGCCACAGCCUACGUAAACAGGUUGCCGUGCUCCUGUGGCUCUUCUGCAUCAUGUCGGGCUUCGUGCUACAGCGCCUGACCACGAUAACCGUCAGUGUCAAACAAUUCGGCCGCAUCCCAAACCUUGUUCAACGCCUUCCCUCCUCCUUACCCUCUCCUAAGCCCACGGUGAGCGCAUCCCAGGUCCCCUCCCUUUUUCGUGAACCUUACAUCCUCACCGGGUACCGCCCCAUCCACCAAAACUGGUACUGCUACCUCCUCAGCCUCUUCCAAAAGCACAACGAAAGCCUCAAUGUGUGGAGUCACCUGCUAGCUGCACCCCUUUUGCUACUUCGCUGGUGGAGCCAUUUUGGGAACCUAGGUUACCACUUGGACAUUUCAGUGCUACCUCUUUGCCUGUUCAUAGUCUCCGCCCUGAUUUGUUACUUCUGUAGCUCGGUGGCACACCUGUUUCAAUCGCACUCCGAACAUGCACAUUACUAUGUAUUCUUUAUGGACUAUGUUGGAGUUGCAGUUUACCAAUAUGGCUGCGCUCUAGGACACUACUUCUAUACUUCUGCACCUGGAUGGAGAGCUAGCAUCUUUGGACAAUACUUUCUCCACGGGACUGCGUUUUUGGGGUUGAUGUCCAGUCUUGGGUGCUGCCUGGCAAAGUCCAGAUAUCGCAAACCAUAUCCGCUUCAACGUAAAAUUUGCCAGAUAAUCCCGUCUAGCCUUGCGUACUUUUUGGGAAUUAGCCCAGUGGUACAUCGCCUGCUGACUGUAUCAUGGGAAGAAGAACCAUCCCUAAACAUGCACGCCCUUCAAAUAUUGUUUUUCCUCUGCUCUGCUCUCUUCUUCUCCUGUCCGAUUCCUGAAUGCUUCUUUCCUGGAAAAUUUGAUAUCUUUGGUCACGGACACCAGAUUUUUCAUGUAUUGCUGUCACUUACCACCCUUUCCCAGCUGGAGGCGUUCUUCCAGGAAUAUGCCAGAAAUAGAGAGAACAUAGUUGACAUUUUUGGAGAAAGUCAAAUUUGGUGGGCAUGUGUGUCUUUCCCGGUUCUUGCAAUUUCCUGCCUGCUUGUUGCCGUUACCUCAAUGAAGUUUAUGCACAACAAACUGAACAAAGACUGAACAAGGACUGUAUGAACAUUGAUUUGAAUAUAUUUGGUGUUUAUGUUAAAUUAAACGAGCACUCUUCUGCCUCUCGAAAAUUAUUAUUGAAGUGUUAUGUAAUAAAAGAACGUGGC
Periophthalmus magnuspinnatus is the source of this 1370-nucleotide messenger RNA. RefSeq names its product progestin and adipoQ receptor family member VIII (gene paqr8). Lineage: Eukaryota; Metazoa; Chordata; Actinopteri; Gobiiformes; Gobiidae. The coding region runs from base 193 to 1254 and encodes 353 amino acids. The transcript has 2 exons. Gene Ontology annotation, biological process: response to steroid hormone. Gene Ontology annotation, molecular function: steroid binding; nuclear steroid receptor activity. Gene Ontology annotation, cellular component: plasma membrane. The record is from RefSeq and is a predicted model, not a curated record.